AUGGACCAAAAAAUAAUCGAUUACAUCCGAGAUGAAUUGGAUGAGAGUUUGGAUCGCGAGUAUGGCGCGUUAGUGAACACAAGACUUGCUAACAAUUGCGCUGACAAUGCUAAUAUGAAUGCUGGUAAUCGGUCAUCAAAAAAAUCCGCUCAACACUAUCGCUAUGCACCAACUCGAAUGAUUGUACACCCUAUGCAGCAGCAAUCCUCAGAUCAACCGUAUUUUCGAGAACCUAUUGUGUCCCAUCAGCAAUUCCAUCGCCAACAACAGUACCAACAAUUCUCUGACGACACGACCAGCAGUACGGCGAGCGUCUCAGCCGAGCAAAUCCAUCCGAGAUUCCCUCCCGCCACACUACCAAAACCCUCUUACGAAAAGCACCAGUCGAGUCCUUCACCUCCAGCACUCCCCAAGAAACCACCCCCCUUUAUGUCGAAAUCUGAGAGCGAAGAAAUCCGUCGAAUAGCACAAUUCAAUGAGGGAUUUGUUGCUAGUCAACAACAACUACAACAACGAGCAUCAACUUCGAGGGAUGUUGACGGACGACGUAGUGCAUUUAAAGGGCUCACACCAAAUCCUCCGAACACCCAGAAAAUGCCUGACAGUUCAAGUGGUAAUGCUGAAAUUGAGAGAAAUGAAGCAAAAAAUGCUGAUAAAAAUGAUAAUAUUGUUUGUGCGGCACCGGUUGGCCAGCGAUCUCGGCGUUUCGCAACCAAAAGCACUGAAUCGAGUAGCGGUCGAAGACGUUACCCUAGAGCUGAUGAUGCAUCCAAUCUUAGAGUUCAGCGGAUCGACAACAAAUCAUCAGAGGAUGAAGACAGCACUUCAGUUUCGAUGUCGGGAUCACUCGGAAGCGCUGUACAUGAUUAUGAGAAUUCAACAACGCUGGAACGAAGUAACAGCGAUCUUGCGAUGUUAUCCAGAAUGGUAUCGGCAAACGAGCAACGAGCAGCCAACCAAAGGAAUCAAGUGCUCACAACAAGUUCUGAUGUCAACGCCGCAACAACAACAACAACAUCAACGUCGAAUCACAGCAAUACCGUUCAAUACAAUCGACAAUCUUCACGUCGCAGUUCCACACCACCAAAUGCUUAUAUGAAACGUGCUUAUCGACGAUACUCGAACGAUAGCCAGUUCUUGAAUUAUGGUUUUGUUGAGUCUGACGACGAAAUUCUCACAAGCCGAAAACAUUCUAACACAUUGCCGAGUGCUCACCUAUCGGCUUUAACGCAUCAUCUGAGCGACAGUCCGAACAACGAUAAUAAUGGUCGAUUUGAUGCAGAGUUCCUACCACCAAUAGUAGCUUCAAUAGAUUCAAGUCGAGAAUCCAUUAUCGCUCGAAACAAUUCACCGAGACGAACCAGUUCUAGAGCUAAAAAGAUGUAUGGAAAGCGAGGCUUUGAUGUUGUUAUCCGCACGCAGAGCGAAAGCGAUAUCAGUGAUAAAUCGCGACACAACACCAAGAAACCAUCAGUAAUUCACGAGAGACCUGUAGAUGCAUUCUAUGUUACUGAAUUCUAG
Anisakis simplex (herring worm) is the source of this 1521-nucleotide messenger RNA. The record is from the annotation of a GenBank genome assembly. Lineage: Eukaryota; Metazoa; Nematoda; Chromadorea; Rhabditida; Anisakidae.